This is a messenger RNA of Microtus oregoni (creeping vole), 6567 nucleotides long. It is a transcript of the gene Lin7a, whose product is annotated as lin-7 homolog A, crumbs cell polarity complex component. The transcript has 6 exons. Lineage: Eukaryota; Metazoa; Chordata; Mammalia; Rodentia; Cricetidae. Gene Ontology annotation, biological process: neurotransmitter secretion; maintenance of epithelial cell apical/basal polarity; protein localization to basolateral plasma membrane. Gene Ontology annotation, molecular function: L27 domain binding. The record is from RefSeq and is a predicted model, not a curated record. Bases 261 to 962 code for a protein of 233 amino acids. Gene Ontology annotation, cellular component: synapse; cell-cell junction; MPP7-DLG1-LIN7 complex.
AGGAGCGAAGUUCUAGGGCUGAGCGUUCCUUUUUCAGCGCCUGGCCAUGCAGGCGCUCGCGGAUACCUGCCCUGCUUGGCGCCGCGUCUGAAGAUUCGCCUCGCACAACAGUUGAGUCUCCAUCUGGCUACCAACCCACCCGAGCUUUCUUCUCCUCCAUCACCACCUUCCUGUCUCCCCCUCCUCCCCCUCCUUUCCGUCUUCCCUCUCCACCCCCGCCCCCAAUCUCCUCCUCUUUUUCUCACUACAAGCGGUUGCUGAUGCUGAAGCCGAGCGUCACUUCGGCUCCCAAGGCAGACAUGGCGACAUUGACAGUGGUCCAGCCGCUUACUCUGGACAGAGAUGUUGCAAGAGCAAUUGAACUACUGGAAAAGCUUCAAGAAUCCGGAGAAGUACCUGUGCACAAGCUACAGUCUCUUAAAAAGGUGCUUCAGAGUGAGUUUUGUACAGCAAUCCGAGAGGUGUAUCAAUACAUGCAUGAAACGAUCACUGUUAAUGGCUGCCCCGAAUUCCGUGCGAGGGCCACAGCAAAGGCAACAGUUGCAGCCUUUGCAGCCAGCGAAGGUCACUCCCACCCUCGGGUAGUCGAACUGCCAAAGACUGAUGAAGGCCUGGGUUUCAACGUGAUGGGAGGAAAGGAACAGAAUUCCCCAAUUUAUAUCUCCCGAAUCAUCCCCGGAGGGGUAGCUGAAAGACACGGAGGGCUCAAGAGAGGCGACCAGCUGCUUUCAGUGAACGGAGUGAGUGUGGAAGGGGAGCACCACGAGAAAGCUGUGGAGCUACUCAAGGCUGCGAAGGACAGUGUGAAGCUGGUGGUCAGAUACACCCCAAAAGUCCUGGAGGAGAUGGAGGCUCGUUUUGAAAAGCUGCGGACAGCCCGGCGCCGGCAGCAGCAACAAUUGCUCAUUCAGCAGCAGCAACAGCAGCAGCAGCAGCAACCACAACAAAACCACAUGUCAUAGGCCGUGAAGAAAAGCUACCAGGUCAACCAUCAGACAGUCAAGAAUUUGAAACAGUGCUCCAGAAUCCCAGCACAUAGAAAAAGGGAAAGGCAACACCAAUAACUGCACCCGUCACAAAGCUGUGAACACGUGCUGUCUCCAUCCUUUACCACGGCAGUUCAACAUCUUCCUCCUCUGGGUACCAGCCCCCUGCUCAUCGCUUUUUACCCACUCAGAUCUUCCGUUCAUGGCAGUGGAAACUCCCAGUGUGUUGAGGGAGGGACUUCUCCAGUCUGCAGACUGAAGCAGUGUAAGAAUAAAGUCUGUGACUUUUGAACAAAUCACCAGGGCUAGGAUUAAGUGAUUCUUUAGUCUGAGGCUCUUCUGGAGGUUAGUGAACCCUUCAUUAGGCUAUAGUUCAAACUGCAUCAGUUCAAGGUUGUGGUCACUUGAAAGUAACCUACACAUUGUCCCUUGCCCUCACCGCUUUCAUAGUCUAUAUUGCUGAGCUGUCCGAAUUGGAAUUUGAUUUAGUUAUAAACCCAACCUCUAUUCUCCUCUUGAAAAUGGCAAGUUCUUAUCUUACAUAAUCUCUUUAGAACCUGGAACCAGUUGGCUUUCUUAUUUUCUGUUUUUAUCCAUUUCUGAGUAUCUUAGAAGAGUAGGAUAUUUUAGCUGAACUUUUAAUUUUUAGAAGCAGGGGUUGGAACUCAACGCUGUGCUUUUUAAAAAUUUAAGUAUUAUUAUAUCUAUUAUUAAUUUCAACAGAGUAUAACGUAUAUUUAUUCCACAAAAUACUUAAGACCAGAGUACACUUGCUCUAACUUGGUUCUUUGUUUACCAAGAUUUACUACUCUGGUAAGAGAUUAUCUUCACUUUAUGAACUCAUCCUCAGUUAUGUAUAACCAGCCCUCCAUAUUUUCUUGUUAAAUUUUAUUUAUUUAUUUUUAUUGAUAAACUUUGGAGAAGUCUAAACCCAUCCUGCACACAUUAGUGUGCUUUCAUAGAUAUCUAUUUGAUAUUUCAAAUCUUGGAGAUUUAUAAAACUGAAUUAUAAUAGGUACACAUAGAUAUACAUCCAAGGGGAUAUAUCACAGAAAGUUUUGAUUAAUUUCCCUAAAUGCAAACAGUAUAUUUUUGACAGUCUAGUAUCAAAGGUAUUGGCCCACUUACAUUGAGGUAUGUGAAACCCAGUGAUACCAGUAUUGUGAAUGACAGACGCUGCUUUCUCCAAAGAGAAAUCUAUUCUAGUUUGCAUAUUCCCACUUGUAAAUCCCCAAUAAGGUUUUUCAACUUUCACAAAAAUCUGUUAGGGCAUCCUGGACACAAAAUACUUUUUUAGUUUAGGGUAAAUAUAGGCCCCUAAUAUGGUUUUCCAUACUGUAAUGAGAAGGAAACUUUAAUUAUCUGGGCACGUAAAUACCUUAAGCACAAAAAUGUACACAUACAUACACACACACACACACACACACACACACACACACACGCACGCGCACACAAAAGAAUAACUGCCUAGUUAAACCUAGUUGAACUGUUGAAAUAGAGUCAGAUAUUUUACUAUGUCCAAUUUUACAAACAGAAAAUGGUUCCCCACCAAGACACAACAAACCUGAUAUUUCAGAUAGUCCUUCAACAUAAAAAAUUUCUGAAACAUGGCUUACAAGCCAUCUUUUUGAAACUAAACAAAACCAAUUAGAUUUGCCCAGCAUGUUUUAUUGCACACUGUUUGGUGGCUCUAUUGUCAACAGGAAUGCCUUACUGCUCUAGAUAGUGCAUCACCAACCAGGUGACAAAGAGUGAAAAAGCCAAGAGCUACACCAAUUUAUUUCAAGACGAUUCUGUUGUGGUAACAGGUUCCCAUCCUGAAAAACAUUAUUUUUUACAAGAGAGAAGUUGGGGAAGGCGUCAGCAAGAACCCAGAAUGUUAUAUAAAAUAGGUCAAUAAAAGGGACAAGCAUGAGAAAAAGAAUGAAGUGGAGACAAUGUGAAUAUUAUUCAGUUUGAAAGAUAGUCCUCAUUUUUAUAAGAAAAAAUAAUAAACCUAUAUUUUAGUUAUCAUUUAACAAAGAAAUAUUAAAGCUAUUCAGAAGAUGCCACAACAGUCUCAUAAAAGGAAGUCAUCUUACCCUUACAGUGAGAAAAUGGUCAUUUCAAUGAGUUUCAGUACAUUGUAUAAAUUUGGAGCUUAAGAUGAGUACGUUUUCACGUAGCUGUUAAGCGUUUAGUUAAUCUCGAAGUCAACAUAUGGUUUCCCAUCAAUACGAGUAUUGUCAGAAACAGCUAUGAAAUAAGCAGAUGCUUUCCACUGUUGUUUUCUUGAAGUCUCUGUAUUUUAUGCUUCAUUCGUACAGUGUGUCGUGCUGAUAAAUGUAUACCAGGUUGUUUGUUGAGAUGAAGCAAUCCAUCAUAUGUACAGAAGCCAAGGAUAGGUUACAUGUCUUAGUGGGGCUCACGUACAAAUGACUGGUUUACUUCAGUGAAGUAUAGCUUGUUGAAAUGCAAGCAUUUCCCUAAAAUUGUGAUUACGCGUGACAUCCUCAAAGAUUUACAGUGCCACCGAUGGGUCUCUGAAGUUUCAUUGAAGCAAGACGGAAAAGGAAGGACAAAUCUACCACAAUUUGGCCUGACAUUCUCUAUUCCUAGAAAAUCACAUAUAGAGCCAUUGCCAUGGCUGAUGUCAUCCGUUCAAAGAAAAAGGCAAAAUAGACGACUCUUCCAUUCCAUUCAAUACAAAUAUCAGAAAUGUUGUGUGAACAGUUAGGGAGAAACGGCUGUGACUUCUCAACAGGGAUCUGAAGUGAAUCUCAGUUCUGUCCCCGGGUCAAGGCAGUUAGACAGUGCAACAAACCUCUUCUGCGCGUUUUCCCUGCUGCAAUUUCCGAGGCAAGCCCAGAAGGUCAAAGAAUCACUGAACCUCUUCAUUGGAGCAUUUCUAUUUUGAUUCUCUCACCAUUUACAACGGGACAACUGCAGGGGGAUAAUGGCCCUAAAUUACAAUCGACUUUGGAAGAAUAACGGACUUUGUCUUCCUCAAUCAAGUCAUCAAUAGGAAACUCUCUAGCAGUGAGAGCCACCGCUAUCUCUUAAGACUAUGCUAAGAUCUAAAUGAAAAGUUUAGCAUCCAGGGGCUUGUUAAAAACUGGAGCUUGUAUCUAAAGAACUUAGAGACAAAUUACACCCAUUUGCAAAUGAGGUUCUCAAACGUGACACCAAGCUGAUUCUAUUUCCUUUACGUGGGUGCACGUUCAGGGCACCGAAUGUGGUACUUUGCUUUCUGCAUCUAUUGCUAUCUAUGGGUGUGUGAAUGAGUGCCUGGAUUUUUCACCUUUUUAGCAUGGCUUUGCUUUUAAGCACUCAUAGGUGAUAUUUAAGAGUAGCUUCAAAAUUCUCAAAAUUGCAACACAGAUAAAGAUCAUUCCCUGAGGAUUCAGGGAACCCUUUGAGUAUGACCUCCCCCCACAUUCUGUCCUUAUUUAGAUCCCAAAUAAGACCAAGGGAUGUGACUGCAGCCCUGUGGAUGGACUGGCAUACUGUGGGGCACUCAAUGACUAUUUCUUAAAUGAAUGAAUGAUUCAAGAGGGGAUAUAUGAAUUAAUUUUGACUUGACUAGCAUAUUAAUUGGUACAAGAAUCUCAUAGUCAGAGCCAGGAUUUUCUCUAAGAUAGGAUCUGGAAUCAAAUUACAUGAACUAUCUCAAAGAUUUAAGGGUCUGUAAUUCAGGGGAAAUGCUUGGGAAUUCAGAUUUACAGAAAUUUAUAGGAGUAGGAAAAAAUCUCCCCAGUUCUUUACAAAAGCACUUGGACAACUUGGCAUGGGUGCUUCAAAUAAGGAACUUCAUUUCCAAAGUUUACAGAAGACCACGCUUUAGUUUCUUUCUGAAAAAAAAAAGUUAUAUUGUCAAGCAUAUUAAAUUCCCCUGUGAUAUUUCUAUUCGUUAAAGCAGUCCACGGUCAAUGAAAACAUCGUUUCUAAACUUUCUGCUUUCCAUGACCACUUUCUUCAUCCUUGAUUCCUAGAAUGUACCUGAGCUUCAGAUUGCUCCCAUGUCACCCCCCCCCAAAGUCUCCAUGGAUCUAUUUAUUUAACAGAUAUGCCUGUGUCGCUGGUGUGUGCUAGAUUCUGGAAAGGCAUUGAGAAGGAAGUCAAAUGUAAUGCCAUGCCAAUGUUCACAGUGAGGGACUCCUUAGCGCUUAUUCUGGUCAAAAUCCCUGGGUCCUCUUCACACAUGCUAGAACAAAAGCAAACCCUCACCUCAUGGGAGGCAUGAAAUAUUUCCUGCAUAAUUUGCGUGAGCUUGCUUUUCUGAACAUACCCCUUAAAUGUGCCACAUAGUUUAACCAUAAAGCAAACUUACAACCCAGUGACGUAGGCAGUUGUGACAGUCUUAACCAUGCAGUAGUACUUACCAGGCUGCAGCUUGUGUGCCAAAUGCCUACACAAACACCUCCCUAGGACAGCUCUACACACUAGGCUCUGCUUACACCCAGGAAAACGAAAGCACAGACUGCAUGACUUUGCCAAGGUCACCUGAUUCGCUGGUGGAGUUGGGGCUUCAACCCAUGAAGUCUGACACACUAGUUCAUGUGCCUAACCAUGAUCUGUGGACUGUGGGAGCACUAGUAUAUUCAAAUGGAUGAGUCGUUGUAUAUAGAAAUACCCUGAAUUUGCAAAGUAGCAAAUAAAAGUUGUUAGUAAAUUACAACUCAUGAUAGUCAACAAAUCACAUCAGAAAUAAAAACAAAACAGGGUGAGAACUGAAUCUUACUUCAUAGUACAUUUAUGAACAGUACUUCAAGCCAGGGACAGGCAUCCAGGUUCCAGAUCCAGAUAAUUUCUAUUUGUGAAAACGUUUCAAUGACUUCAGACGUAUUUAUUGUCAGCCACUGUGUCUAUCUGGUGCUACAAAAAACCGAAAGAACAAAAACCCCCGCUCUAAGGGCUUCUACAUACACAGUGCAGAGAUGAACUAAGGCUAUUUCAUCUUUAUAGGGAAGGAUUGGCCAAUUGUACCGUUUCUCCCCCGUUGCAUUGCAUGUACAUCGUGUCUUUCCAAUUGUUUUUGUUGUUUUUACGAAAGAGCUGCAAAAUUGUGCAGUGGUUCAACCUGACCAAAGUGGUAUUAUGCUGCUGGGAAGUAAACGUAUUAGACACCAGACUGGACAUACUGUUUUUAUUCACAUCCCAGGGAUCAUCGGACGCUGAGCCAUGUGUUUAUUUGGAUAUGAAGUCUCAUAUGUGUAUUCCUAACAUAGGUUUCGAUCUUGCUGUGUAGGGUUGAGGUUCUUUCCAUAAAGAAAGAACACAAGGUCUUCUUUCCCAUUUCCCCUUCCCUGCAGAGACUCGAUUUUACAGCGGGGUUGUUGAAUGCUACAAGUGGAUACCAGAACCAGUAUGGUUUUUGAAAUCUCGUCACUUGUUUUGGAUGUUUUCUUCCACACCUUUCUAAGCUUUCCUACAGAGAAGUAACCCCGAGUUUUAGAAUCCUGCCCAUGCUACCCCACCUAGCCAUUUUUUUCUAACAUGAAUGCUGGGGAUUUGAACUCACAUUCUCUUGAUUAUAUAGCACUUUACUCUCUGGGUCCUCAGACAGAGAUUUAUCUCUUACUCACUCAGCUUUCCUGACCUG